Molecule: messenger RNA, 1233 nt
Organism: Cutaneotrichosporon oleaginosum
Lineage: Eukaryota; Fungi; Basidiomycota; Tremellomycetes; Trichosporonales; Trichosporonaceae
Biological process (GO): proton transmembrane transport
Cellular component (GO): vacuolar proton-transporting V-type ATPase, V1 domain
Molecular function (GO): proton-transporting ATPase activity, rotational mechanism
Source: RefSeq, a predicted model, not a curated record
CACCACAUCAGACACUGCCAUCGCGAUCGCGCCGACCCACUCUGCGGCACCUACAGCAUGCCGUCUGAUCUCUCCUACUGGAUUAUCUCGGUGCCCCUGCAUGACGGCGACCCGUCCUCGGUUCUCGAGGACGUGCGCCGCGCGACGGGCGGCAACACCCCUUGCGGCGGCUGGACCAUCCCGGAACUGAAGGCCGGGACACUCUCGUCGCUAUUGACGCUCUCGGAUCAGCUGCCCAAGAUGGAUGCGACGUUCACGGCCGUCGUAUCCAAGCUGCUCGACCAGCUGCGCUCCCUCGUCGGAGACGACAAGACGCGACUCGCACAGCAUGCGCGCGUCAACGAUCGCCCGGUAGAGGAGUACUUGCUGCCUGACUCGCAUGGGCAGUCAGCGUGGCGCUGGGACAAGGGGCGCUGGGGCGACGAUGGCAAGGUCGGCGACGUCGUGGCCUCGCUUGUGAGCGAGAUGCACACGGUCGAAACGACGCAGAAGGCCAAGGCCCAGUCGUAUAAUCUCGCCAAGGGCGCACUCAACACCCUUCAGCGGAAACAGCAGGGUAAUCUGUCGCAGCGCUCUCUGUUGGACGUCGUCAAGAAGGGCGACAUUGUCGAGAACUCCGAGUUCCUCGAGACGCUCCUCGUCGCCGUGCCGAAGAACAACGUCAAAGACUGGUUUGACAAGUACGAGCGCCUCGCAUCCAUGGUUGUCCCGCGCAGCUCGCAGGAGCUUGCCAAGGACAAUGACUUUGUCCUGAUGACCGUCACCAUCUUCAAGAAGGUGCACGACGACUUUGUGCACAAGGCUCGCGAGAACAAGUUCAUUGUGCGCGACUUCAACUGGGAUGACGAGGGGCUCGAGAACCAGAAGAAGGAGCUAGCCAGGCUCGAGCAGGAGGAGAAGGAACUUUGGACCGAGCUGCUGCGUCUGACGCGGAUAAACUUCUCGGAAGCAUACCAGCUGCUGGCGCACCUCAAGACGGUACGCCUAUUUGUGGAGAGUGUGCUCCGCUACGGCCUGCCGGCGGAGUACGCAGGAGUCAUUGUCAAGCCCGAGCCCAAGACAGCGGUCAAGACGCUCAAGCAGCUGUCGGCGCGGUUCAACUACCUCGCCACAGCCAAGGAUCGGGCGAGCAAUACGGUCCACGCCGAUGACAUGGUGGGAGAAUGGGCAAAUGUGAUGGAGCAGGAAUACUACGACUUUGUGUUGUUCGAGAUACCCAAGGUUGACUUUUAG